Messenger RNA from Menidia menidia (Atlantic silverside), 2345 nucleotides. Lineage: Eukaryota; Metazoa; Chordata; Actinopteri; Atheriniformes; Atherinopsidae. The record is from the annotation of a GenBank genome assembly.
UCUCUGCCUGUCUGAGCCACAGCAUCCGAGGAUUAUCCCUCAGUCAGUGAGAAACACACACAAACUUUGCAUAACGCUCCAGUAAGGAAAAAUCCCAAAAUCUCAGGUUAGGGGCGACUGGUUCCUCUCUCUCUCUCUCUGAUCUGCACGCUAAUGCACCGUCAGCACCACAGGCAGCACCAGGCAAACAUCAACACACAGAAGGGGAGGCGAUGAAGCUGCCCGCUGGAGGAGCCCACGUGUCUCUCUUCCCCUAGCUGUAGCCUUAGCUGCUGUUCACCGAGACUGGAGUGCAUGAGGAGUGCCCCUUUUGCUGCACACCCCCACAGCCUGAAGCCACCCUGCCAAAUCUGGGACCAUGUCUGGAGCAUACGACGAGUCGGCCAGCCUGGAGGAGACCACAGACAGCUUCUGGGAGGUUGGGAACUACAAACGAACAGUGAAGCGGAUUGAUGACGGUCACCGGCUCUGUAAUGACAUGAUGAACUGCAUCCAGGAGCGUGCCAAAAUUGAGAGAGCCUAUUCUCAGCAGCUGACCGAAUGGUCCAAGAGAUGGAGGCAGCUGGUAGACAGAGGUCCGCAGUACGGCACGGUGGAGCGCGCUUGGAUGGCAGUGAUGACAGAAGCAGAAAAGGUCAGCGACCUCCACCAGGACGUGAAGAACAACCUGGUCAACGUCGACUUUGAGAAGGUGAAAAGCUGGCAGAAAGAAUCGUACCACAAGCAGAUGAUGGGAGGAUUCAAGGAGACCAAAGAGGCUGAGGAAGGUUUUAAGAAGGCUCAGAAACCCUGGGCCAAGAAGCUGAAAGAGCUGGAGGCUGCCAAGAAGCUGUACCAUGUGGCCUGCAAAGAGGAGAAGAUGGCCACCACCAGAGAGGCCAACAGUAAGGCAGACCCCGCUGUGACACCUGACCAGCUGAAGAAACUCCAGGAGAAAGUGGACAAGUGCAAACAGGACUCGCAGAAGGCAAGAGAGAAGUAUGAGAAGGCUCUGGAUGAGCUGAACAAAUGCACCCCACACUAUAUGGAAAACAUGGAGCAGGUGUUUGAGCAAUGCCAGCAGUUUGAAGAGAAGAGGCUGAGCUUCCUCAGGGAGGUGCUGUUGGGUGUCAAACGCCACAUCAACCUCACAGAGAACCAAAGAUAUGCUACAGUGUAUAGAGAACUUGAAAACACCAUCACAUCAGCCAGCCCAGAAGAAGAUCUGAAGUUGUUUAGAAACAUCCAAGGCCCUGGCAUGCACAUGAACUGGCCACAUUUUGAGGAGUACAACCCUGACCUCUCUCACAGCAUCUCUAAGAGAGAUAAGUCAAAGAGAGGAAAUGAUGGGGUCAUGCUCACUAACAUCACCUCUGCAGUGGACCACGUUCAAGCUGGGGACAGUGGAAGUGUGAGCAGCUACGAGAAGACCCAGGCUGGCACCGGCUCCACAGAUUGGUCCGACGAGGACCAGUCCGCCCCGAACUCGGGCAACGACACCAACGGAGGGCCGAACCCCUUUGAGGAGGACGUGGGCAGAGGCGUGAGAGUCAAAGCGCUGUACGACUACGAAGGCCAAGAGCAGGACGAGCUGAGCUUCAGAGCAGGUGACGAGCUGACGAUGCUGGAAGAGGAGGAUGAACAGGGCUGGUGCAAAGGCCGCCUAGACAACGGCCAGCUGGGUCUUUACCCGGCCAAUUACGUGGAGCCCAUCUAAGCGUCCCAGCUGAGGAUUGCUUGCCUCGCUGGAGUUGGAAACCCAGACUGAAGCGUCCGCUCAUAACUGCACAUUGCCAGAGACUUCAAAGCAAAGCUUUUCUCAGUGAGCUAUCUUCAUCCUCAUCAAGGAGAACGCUGUUCAAAAUCCCCCCCAGAUACUUACAAUGGAAACUAAAUACCGUCCGCUCCGUGUGUGUUGCUGAGUUAAAUCUCUUUCAGGAUGCUAACCUGCCACACAGUGUGCUCUUUACUCCGAAUGCUUUGGUGUCAUCAGUUGUGCCAGGGCAGCGACAAUGAGCCAUGUUCUGUAUUUCAUGUACAUAUUUUAAUCCCUUUUUUACAGCCUGGAUGCUUGUACAGUUUGUUUCCUCGUUGAAAACAGUGUUUUUCUUCCAUUGUAUUUACUCCACAUGUUUCGCCUGAAAGGAAUUGUUGGAUGUUUUUAGGAAUAUUUUUUCUUUCGUCUAUUGAGUUGGAUGGGAAGGUUUGAACCACUUCUCCUAAUGUGAAGCGGUUCGUCCAUAUUCAUCCGUCAAACAACUAACAGCACCUAGAGAAAAAAGACGCGACAAAGUUCCUUAAAGAACAUUUAUCACAAUGAGCAUAUGCAUCACCAGAUCUAUGGACUUCUUUGUUCACUAGUUUUC